Molecule: messenger RNA, 1281 nt
Organism: Lachancea thermotolerans CBS 6340
Lineage: Eukaryota; Fungi; Ascomycota; Saccharomycetes; Saccharomycetales; Saccharomycetaceae
Gene: TUF1
Product: translation elongation factor Tu
Exons: 1
Coding region: 1-1281 (426 amino acids)
Biological process (GO): mitochondrial translational elongation
Cellular component (GO): mitochondrion
Molecular function (GO): GTP binding; translation elongation factor activity; GTPase activity
Source: RefSeq, a predicted model, not a curated record
AUGUUCCUUGUGCCUAGAGCUUUCUCUCUAAUUGCCAGGCCGGCAACCAGGUCCUUUGCCAGCACUGCUCUCCGCUCUUAUGCGGCUGCAUUUGACCGUACCAAGCCACAUUUGAACAUCGGUACCAUCGGCCAUGUCGACCACGGGAAAACUACGCUGACUGCUGCCAUCACAAAGACUCUAGCCGUGAAGGGUGGCGCCGACUUUCUGGACUAUGCUGCCAUCGACAAAGCCCCUGAAGAGAGAGCGCGUGGUAUUACCAUUUCCACCGCCCACGUUGAAUACGAGACGGACAAGAGACACUACUCGCACGUUGACUGUCCAGGUCACGCCGAUUACAUUAAGAAUAUGAUUACCGGUGCCGCGCAGAUGGACGGUGCCAUCAUUGUUGUUGCCGCCACUGACGGCCAAAUGCCUCAGACUAGAGAGCAUUUGCUGCUAGCCAGACAGGUCGGUGUGCAGGACAUCGUGGUAUUCGUCAACAAGGUUGACACCGUGGACGACGAAGAAAUGUUGGAACUUGUGGAAAUGGAAAUGAGGGAGUUGCUAACACAAUACGGAUUUGACGGUGACAACACCCCUGUUGUGAUGGGUUCUGCUUUGUGCGCUCUCGAAGGUAAGAGACCCGAGAUCGGCGAGCAAGCCAUCAUGAAGCUUCUAGACGCUGUUGACGAACACAUCCCAACCCCACAGAGAGACCUGGAAAAACCAUUUUUGAUGCCUGUUGAGGACAUUUUCUCUAUCUCCGGAAGAGGGACUGUUGUUACUGGUAGAGUCGAGAGGGGUAACUUCAAGAAGGGUGAGGAAGUCGAGAUUGUCGGCCACAAUGCUCAACCCUUGAAGACCACUGUUACUGGUAUUGAGAUGUUCAGAAAGGAAUUGGACAAGGCUAUGGCCGGCGACAACGCUGGUAUUUUGUUGCGUGGUGUUAGAAGAGACCAGCUGAAGAGAGGUAUGGUUCUGGCCAAGCCUGGCACUGUCAAAGCGCACACCAAGUUCCUAGCAUCUCUAUACAUUCUCUCCAAAGAGGAGGGUGGUAGACAUUCUGGCUUUGGUGAAAACUACAGACCUCAGAUGUUCGUCCGUACUGCCGACGUUACCGUGGUUCUAAAAUUCCCAGAGGCUGUUGAAGACCACUCCAUGCAGGUCAUGCCUGGCGACAACGUUGAGAUGGAGUGCGAGCUUGUUCAUCCUACUCCUUUGGAAGCUGGUCAGCGCUUCAACAUUAGAGAAGGUGGUAAGACCGUCGGCACCGGUUUGGUGACUCGUAUUAUCGAGUAA